Messenger RNA from Anolis carolinensis (green anole), 791 nucleotides. It is a transcript of the gene rpl10a, whose product is annotated as ribosomal protein L10a. Gene Ontology annotation, biological process: translation; maturation of LSU-rRNA. The record is from RefSeq and is a predicted model, not a curated record. The transcript has 6 exons. Gene Ontology annotation, cellular component: cytosolic large ribosomal subunit. Gene Ontology annotation, molecular function: RNA binding; structural constituent of ribosome. Bases 112 to 762 code for a protein of 216 amino acids. Lineage: Eukaryota; Metazoa; Chordata; Lepidosauria; Squamata; Anolidae.
UCAUUGCCCCACGGCUCUCACGGUAAACCUUACAUCUCGCGAGACUUGGUUUCCUAGUUCUGACGAGAGCGGGAAGAGGCGUUCCCUUUCCUGGUCCAUCGAGGCGGCAAGAUGAGCAAGGUCUCCCGUGACACGCUGUAUGAAGCGGUGAAGGAAGUCCUUCAGGGGAGCCAAACGAAGCCACGCAAAUUCUUGGAGACUGUGGAGUUGCAGAUCAGUCUGAAAAACUAUGACCCACAGAAGGACAAGCGUUUUUCUGGCACCGUCAGGCUCAAGUCCGCUCCGCGGCCAAAGUUUUCAGUUUGUGUGUUGGGGGAUCAGCAGCAUUGUGACGAGGCCAAAGCAGUUGACAUCCCUCAUAUGGACAUAGAGGCUCUGAAGAAACUGAAUAAGAACAAGAAGCUGGUCAAGAAAUUGGCCAAGAAGUACGAUGCUUUCCUGGCCUCUGAGUCCCUGAUCAAGCAGAUUCCUCGAAUAUUGGGCCCGGGACUGAACAAGGCUGGCAAGUUUCCUUCUCUCCUCACUCACAAUGAGAACAUGGUAUCAAAGAUGGAUGAGGUUAAAUCCACUAUCAAGUUUCAAAUGAAAAAGGUGCUGUGUUUGGCUGUGGCUGUUGGCCAUGUCAAGAUGACCGAGGAUGAAUUGGUCUACAACAUCCACCUGGCCAUCAAUUUCCUGGUAUCUUUGUUGAAGAAAAACUGGCAAAACGUGCGGGCCUUGUAUAUCAAGAGCACCAUGGGGAAACCCCAGCGCUUGUAUUAAUAACAAUACAAUUGGUUUUGUCUACCUUA